AUGGAGUCUCUUCCACCUUCCCCAACUUCUAGCGGUGCAACUACGGAGCCAAACACACCAGAGCCCGUCCGGCCUGACGUUGGCCGAUUCGCAAUGUUGAUGCCCAUGAAUCAAAUGGCAAGGUUGGCUAUUGAUGCAGCAGUUGAUUCGGGCUCUGAGCACCACAAGAAGUUUAUAAAGGAAACAGUAUUCGACAACAGGCCAACAAGAUGCUUCGAACUGUCCCUGACUACGUUGCCUGAACGUGUUGAUCUUGGAUGGAGGAUUGGCAGUGGCCGUCAAGACCUCAACAACGGCGGCGUGGACCUUCUCUUGUGUAUAGAAGAUGACAAGGAAAAGGGCUACCCCGGCUCAGAUGAGGACCGGGUUGCCGGUAUUCAUGCUCGUUUCAGCUGGCUCAAGGGAGCCGGUGGGUUCUUUCUCAUCGCUGACAACAAGAGGAGAAAGAAGGUGAUGCUGAAUGGGGAGAUAUUCAGGACUGACCAACGCCUAAUCCUGCCUAGGAAUACCAUCAUGAUAGGGGAAUGUGUUUUCUUUUUGCGAUAUGAAAACCUGUCUGCCGAAGAAGACGAACAAUUCCAGGUUGAAUUAACCAAGCAUUUCCGUGAACAUUACAAGACUCAGAGUCCCCUGGCAUUGCCUAUUCCAAAAGAGAAUGAUAUGCGCUUUGGGAAUUGGAUAGUACAGCAUCCGAUUUCGAAAAACGCCUUCGGCAUCGUCUACAUGGUUAUCAAUAUCCGGACAGGACAACCAGCGGCGGCGAGACAGAUUCCCAAGUCGAGGAGAAACGCAGCUGCUGUGGAACAAGAGCUGGAAAUGACUCGGCGUAUCUCCGGGUUGAGUCACCGACGACUCUCAACCACUCUCCAGUGGUAUCACCAACUAGGCCAAACCAAGGCUCAAACGGCCCGGAUCGGAUCUUGUUUCAAUCAAUGCUUGAAACCUACCUUGGACGUUAUUCUGCAUGAAUACAUCCUCAUAUCACCUCUGGUGAACACAACUUUCCGCUCAUUGUAUAUGUCAAACGUACCAGCCGAAGACAGAGUCGCUUGUUUCGCCCAGCUUCUAGAGGCGAUCGAUUUUCUUCACCGACACGGCAUCUGGCACAGGGACGUGAAGCCAGACAGCGUCUUAGUGAGAAGCUACGACCCCCCGGAUGUAAUGCUGACUGAUUUCGGAUGCGCAUCUGACGCCACGGACAUUCCCUACGAUGGCGCAGGCACUGAACAGUAUCGUGCACCCGAGCAGAUCGAGGGAAAACCCCAUGGUCGAGCCGUUGAUUAUUGGGGCUGUGGUAUAAUCGGGUUGGAGCUGAUUCUAAAGAGACCGAUUGAGUCGAGGAUCGUGGCCGGCCGUAGCCUCACAUAUUAUCAAAAGGUUCUUGAGGAUUUACAAGACUCGCCGUUAGCCAGAUGUUCCCGAAAGAUGCUGAAGGAGGCCCCGGCUUCACGCAUGACGGCUUUUGAUGCUUUGCUAGACCUUAGGGGCCCCAAGACUGGUGGUGCCCGGAUUGACCCCGAAGUCCGAUGCCACCCUCCCGAGCGCAUUUUUACCAAUGAUGUCGACUUGACCGAAGUUCAUUCGGACAAUGGGGCUGCCGAUCUGAUGGCGGAUAUCGUUGCAAUUGACGAGAGCUCUAUCGUCGACGGCGCGACCGGCGAUUCCCCUACUCAAGUCGAUAGCACAAAUGGCUUCGCACGGAGCUCUUCCAUCGACCUAGUGGAGACGCGGUCGGACAACGACAGCCAUGCUCAUGUCAACGAAAGCGUUGUCGGCAUGACCGGGGAUCGAUAUACCACAGAAUCGAACAAGAGGAGAAAACUGAUGCCAUCCGAGACAGUCCAAAGAACCUCGGGAUUGAAUUUUGAUUAG
Messenger RNA from Penicillium mononematosum, 1872 nucleotides. RefSeq lists its product as uncharacterized. NCBI's taxonomy places the organism in Eukaryota, Fungi, Ascomycota, Eurotiomycetes, Eurotiales, Aspergillaceae. Gene Ontology annotation, biological process: protein phosphorylation; mitotic DNA damage checkpoint signaling. Gene Ontology annotation, cellular component: nucleus; cytoplasm. The transcript is spliced from 3 exons. Gene Ontology annotation, molecular function: protein serine/threonine kinase activity; ATP binding. The record is from RefSeq and is a predicted model, not a curated record. Bases 1 to 1872 code for a protein of 623 amino acids.